Molecule: messenger RNA, 1576 nt
Organism: Fundulus heteroclitus (mummichog)
Lineage: Eukaryota; Metazoa; Chordata; Actinopteri; Cyprinodontiformes; Fundulidae
Gene: rgn
Product: regucalcin
Exons: 8
Coding region: 399-1292 (297 amino acids)
Biological process (GO): L-ascorbic acid biosynthetic process
Molecular function (GO): enzyme regulator activity; gluconolactonase activity; calcium ion binding
Source: RefSeq, a predicted model, not a curated record
GGGACUGCUCGGUAACACCGGGACCGGCGUGACCGAGGAGCGCAGCGCCCCCUGCCGGUGGACCGGAGCAGGGAGGAAGUUCCGUUUGCGGAGUGAACAGAACCAGACCAGAGCUUCAGAACAUAAAAGAACCUCGGGGACACUUUUCUGGGCCACUGAGGUUCUGAUGGGUUCUGCUGGGUUCUGCUCAGCGGCGGCCCAGGGCCCAGUUCCGGGCCCGGUUCCCCGGCUGUUGACUGGCUGCGGUUCUGGGGGCGGUUCUGGGGCUGGGCGGGAUCAGCAGGUCCAUAAAACCAGGGACGGUUCCCGGAGGUUCUGCAGAGAACUCGGAGCUGUGCAGCAGAAACUGCGGGGUUGGUGCUUCCUGCUCAGUGAUUGGUUGCAGAAAAGAAGUGAAAAUGUCAUCAGUGAAGGUGGAGUCCGUGGUUAAGGAGCAUGCUGGGAUUGGUGAGGGGCCUCUGUGGGAGGAGUCGGAUCAGACGCUGCUCUUUGUCGACAUUUCUGGGCAGAAAAUCCACCGCUGGAGUGCAGCAACCAAUCAGGUCCACUCUCUGAAGACAGGUGACACGGUGGGGUUUGCAGUUCCUCGCAGGUCAGGUGGUUAUGUUGCAGGUGUUGGCCGUAGCAUCGUGGCUGUUGAUUGGACGACUCAGAAGGUGACAUCACUGGUCAACGUUGAAGAUGAUAAACCAGAAAACCGCCUGAAUGAUGGAAAAGUCGACCCAAUGGGCCGGCUGCUAGCAGGCUCAAUGAGGAAGGAUGCUCAGACUGCUCAGGUCAAACCAGGAUCUUUGUACAUGGUGAACUCUAACCUUUCUGUGACCAAACUGCUGAGCCAGGUGGACAUCUCUAAUGGGAUGGACUGGACUCAGGACCUGAAAACGUUUUUUUACAUCGACAGUUUGGCUCUGAGCGUCGACGCCUUCGAUUACGACUCGUCCACUGGACACCUGGCUAACCGGCGGGUGGUGUACCGCAUGGAGGAGGGGGAGGGGCUUCCUGACGGGAUGACGCUGGAUGCUGACGGCCGGCUGUGGGUGGCGUGUUACGACGGAGGACGAGUCGUCCACAUCGACCCUGCCACUGGUAAACGUCUGCAGACGGUCUCUCUGCCCGCCAUGAAGACCACUUCCUGUUGCUUUGGGGGCCCAGACUACUCUGAGCUGUUCGUCACCUCGGCCAGCCUGGGUCUGGACCCGUCACAGCUCCACCAGCAGCCUCAGGCCGGACACACCUUCAGGGUGACCGGGCUGGGGGUCAAAGGUCGACCGUCAAACUCGUUCGCUGGCUGACGUCCAGGAGUCUUCUGAUCUUCAACGGUUUAAUUAAUGAUCGCUGAUUGCAACUGAUUGCUGUUAAACUACGUCAAUGUUUUAGCACUGAUUACUGCAGAGUCAUCAGCCAAUCAGAAUCCAGGAUCAAAGUGACCGCUCACUGACUGGAUAAUCUGGCAGGCAGACUCGUCAGAUCUUCAAUAAACUGCAUCAAUAAAAAGUUUCUACUCUAAUCACUGCAGAACAUGAGCCAACUAGUCUGUACUAAUGAGGAAAAUAAAAGCAAGCUGAGCACUACUGCA